Molecule: messenger RNA, 1351 nt
Organism: Daphnia pulicaria
Lineage: Eukaryota; Metazoa; Arthropoda; Branchiopoda; Diplostraca; Daphniidae
Product: beta-1,3-galactosyltransferase 5-like
Exons: 1
Coding region: 104-1276 (390 amino acids)
Cellular component (GO): membrane
Molecular function (GO): hexosyltransferase activity
Source: RefSeq, a predicted model, not a curated record
CGAUUCCCCUCGCAUUUCGCGUCAGUCGGUCAUCAGUGGUCAUCACACUUGAGUCAUUUUCAAUUCUUUUAGAUUUUACCUGCUGUGUUCCGCACCAUCGUUGAUGGGCGAUGAUGCAGAUAAGUUUUUUAAAGAGAUGAUUUCGAGUCAUCACCAACUUUUUCGACGCAUUUUAACUUUGUGUUGUUGUUUCGUUUGCGUCGCUUUAUUUUUCCUGUACGCCACCAAGAAUCAGCAGUGGCCGAGAAGACCUAGACCAGCCAGUUCCCAUCAAUUUUAUCCGUCCAAUUGGACUUUGGUGAACUUGAAAAAUUUUGAAUUUUUGCUCAAUUCGGAUGCGUGCGGUACUCGCCAGAUUGACCUGUUGGUGAUAGUUACGUCACACCCGGGUCACGUCGCACUACGUAAUGCUUUCCGUAGAGCUCUACCGAUCGAGGCGUUGAGGACGUUCAAUAUCACCCGAGUUUUCCUGCUGGCACAAAUCAAUCCCACCCAAACCGGUUACCACCAAGUGGAUCAACACGUCAUUGAAGAAGAACAUAUAAAUUACAAUGAUAUCGUUCAAGGGGAUUUCAUCGAAUCGUAUCACAACCUGAGUUAUAAGCACGUCAUGGGCUUAAAGUAUUCCGCCCAUUAUUGCUCACAAGCUCAGCUGAUUUUGAAGAUGGAUGACGACAUAGCGGUCGAUCUUUUUCAGUUGCUUGACCUCGUUCGCAGCAAGUCAUUAACAGGUUUGCAAAUCGCGGGAGCAGUGUUGACCGGUGACGAACGGAAUCCUGUGAGAGACAAGGCCAGCAAGUGGUACGUUAGUCGAGACGAUUACGCUCCAUCUAAAUAUCCACCGUUCGUCUCCGGAUGGGCUUACGUCACCACGGUCCAAGCUGCUAGUCAACUAGUCAGACACUCUGAAUCUUCCCCCUUUUUCUGGAUUGACGAUAUUUACGUCACGGGAAUGUUGGCAGCCCUAUCCGGCGUGAAUCUCGUUGACAUCCGGACACGUUUCACCGUUUUCGUCGACCACUUAAAAUGCUGUCUGCGGAAUCAUCCAAUUACGGUUGCAUGCGAUUAUAUCAUCGGUCCAUCCGGAGACGACGCCGAACUGGUUGAGGCGUUCCACAGACCAUCGCUACGCUGCCGGAUCGAUUCGUGCCGUACAACAACUUUAGAAGAAUCAUCAGACAAACCCAGUUUUUGUGUUAUUACUAAUAUUCCUUCCCAAACAUACAACAAAAUGGAUGGUCGCAUUAUCCACGGCCAAAUCAUACCGCUCUUUUGAAUUUUCAAAUUUUUCGGGUAAAACGCUCGAUCGAUUUCUCUUCAGACAUUGUGAUACACGUGCUUUUAUAGCCUC